Epinephelus fuscoguttatus (brown-marbled grouper) is the source of this 5235-nucleotide messenger RNA. RefSeq names its product deoxyhypusine synthase-like. Gene Ontology annotation, biological process: peptidyl-hypusine biosynthetic process. Gene Ontology annotation, cellular component: cytoplasm. Lineage: Eukaryota; Metazoa; Chordata; Actinopteri; Perciformes; Serranidae. The transcript has 10 exons. The coding region runs from base 155 to 1252 and encodes 365 amino acids. Gene Ontology annotation, molecular function: deoxyhypusine synthase activity. The record is from RefSeq and is a predicted model, not a curated record.
UUUCCGUAGAGGGAGCUCUCUUGCCGCAGGGGAGACACAUGCGUUGUUUACAGUAAUGCACGCAUUCAAUAACCGUCUUUCUGGUGUCUUUCGGUGACAGACAGUUACUUCUUCACCAUCUUCAUCAAUUGACGCCUCGUCAAGAGCUGAAAACAUGGCAGGCGAAGUUCCUUCUGUUGCUGCACAGGCCGUCCUGAUGCCCAGUUGCGAGAUCCCAGAGGACAUGCUCAAGAUCAGAGGCUAUGACUUCAACGAGGGGGUCGACCUCCAGGCGGUGCUGAAGACCUACAUUACUACUGGUUUCCAGGCCAGCAGCAUGGGCUUGGCCAUCCAGGAGAUCAACAAGAUGAUAGAGAAGCGUCUUGAGCCAGUGGAGGAGGAUGAAGGAAAACUGAAGCAAGUGCCCGAUGAACACCGCAGCAGGUCAGGCUGCACCAUCUUCCUGGGUUACACCUCCAACCUCAUCAGCUCUGGAGUCAGAGAGACCAUCCGCUACCUGGCACAGCACAAAAUGGUGGAUGUGAUUGUUACCACAGCUGGAGGCGUAGAGGAGGAUUUCAUAAAGUGUCUGGCUCACACAUACUUGGGAGAGUUCAGCCUGCCUGGCAAGGAUCUCCGCCUGAAGGGCAUCAACAGGAUUGGGAAUCUGUUGGUGCCCAAUGACAACUACUGUAAGUUUGAAGACUGGCUGAUGCCUAUUCUGGACCAGAUGCUGUUGGAGCAGAAGACAGAAGGCACCAAGUGGACUCCCUCCAAGAUGAUCCAUCGGCUCGGCAAGGAGAUCAAUAACACUGACUCUGUGUACUACUGGGCGUACAAGAAUAACAUUCCAGUGUUCAGUCCUGCCCUGACAGACGGCUCUCUGGGCGACAUGCUCUACUUCCACUCUUUUAAGAACCCCGGCCUGGUUUUGGACAUAGUGGAAGAUAUUCGCAGGUUGAAUAGCCAGGCGGUGUUUGCCAAGAGGACAGGAAUGAUCAUCCUGGGAGGAGGGCUGGUCAAACACCACAUAUCCAAUGCUAAUCUCAUGAGGAAUGGAGCUGACCAUGCUGUGUUUGUGAACACGGGUCAGGAGUUCGAUGGCUCUGACUCCGGGGCCAGACCCGAUGAGGCCGUAUCCUGGGGCAAGAUCAGAACUGAUGCCAAACCUGUGAAGGUGUAUGCAGAUGCAUCUCUAGUCUUCCCUCUGAUUGUGGCCGAGACCUUCGCUCUCCACGCCGACAAGCUGACUGCCGACAAGAAAGCAGAUUAAACGGUUGCUCCCUCACAUGUUCUGUUAGAAACAACCAACUUUAUUCCCUUUAUUUCCUCUUUCCUUUGUUGGACUUAGUGCAGAUAUACCCUUGAUCUUAAAAACAUUUCUGUUGGAUGUACAUGGCUAAAGUUUGGCAACUUUAAGAAGAUUACAAACAACGCUGCAAUUUAAAACUCUUUUAAUGGGAUUCAGUGGUGAGGGCUUGAGGUCGUCUUAAAGCUUUCCAUAACGAUAUUUACAUGUCAAAACAGGUACAGUUUUUUUCUCUCCAUUCAGAUAGCUGGAAUAGUAUGGGCAGCAUGCUAUUGCAUGUACCAAAGAGACUGCCUAGAAGUCAGGGUUUGGCUGCGUGUGUGUGUGUGUGUGUGUGUGUGUGUGUGUGUGUGUGAGAGUGAGAGAGAGAGAGGGAGAGAAUAGCUACACACUCGUGAGGCAUUGUUUUUUAGGGGUUUUGAUUUAUUUCAGUCGAGCUGUGGGUGGCGUGACACACUAUCACAUCACUUGAAUAUUACCGUGUUGCUUCUCAGUUUUUAUAUUAUCCAAACCUUUCACUGUUUCAGGAUGAAAGAUGUGCCUGUGUAACUUAAUAAAUCAUAAAUGGAUAAUUUGUUAGUCUUUGUGCAGUAGGUCUGUGUGAGGAGGCCACACGGGGUCCAUCAUGUGACUGUUAAUUUCACAUGACUGUCUUUGUUGUAUGAAAGGACAUAAGAAAUUGCAUUACAGAGCGCACAACACAUAACUGCUGAUCUGUCAUAGAAAGAUAUAUUUAGAGGGUUAAAGAAGGACUGAAGCUCCUCAGUUUAGGGCUGUGACUCAUGAUUUUUUCAUUAUUGAUUAAUCAGCCUGUUAUUUUCUCGAUGAAUUGAUUGUUUUGUCAGUGAAAGGUCAGAAAAUAGGGAAACAGGCCUCCAAGAACACACCUCUAAAUCCAACUAACAGUCCAAACAUCCAAAGCUAUUAACUUAUAAUAAUGUAGGGCAAAGAAAAGCAUCACAUUUUCUAAUUUAAGAAGCAAGAACCCAGCAAAUGUUUUGCUUUUCUUCUUUUAAAAAAAUGGCAAUUCAAUUGUUAAAAUAUUUGCUAAUUAAUUUUGUGACUCAUUAAUUUAUUGUCUAAUAGUUGCAGCUCUACCUCAGUUGCAUACGUAUGCGAUAUGUGCACUGCAGAAAGUGUUGCUGUUAUUGUAACUUACAGGAUACACUCAGUGACCACUUUAUUAGGUACACUUGAGCAGUUUGAUGCAAUUUCAAUGCAACAGCUCUGCCAUUAAUUCUGCAUUUACAAAGUUUGUAAUGUUCAGUUUUUGGUGACAUUGUGGGAAUCAAAUUAGGGUAAAGAUAAGUUAGGGCUAAAAGAUACAGAGAAAAUGAAAUACUACAAUAUUUUUUGACCAAAUACCUAGGGAUGGGAAUCUCCACAGGAUCCACGAUUCAAUAUUUUUAAGAAACGACACCAUAUUAUUAUGAUUUUAAAUAUGUUGCAAUGUGUUUAGUAUUGCAAUAAAAUAUAUUGCAAUUUAUUACCUUUUUCAUCUGUAAAUUAUGUCCCCAAAGUAAAACAUUGUCAACAUCUGUUUUAUUCAAUAAGAUAAAGUUUUCAGUCUGAACAUCUCACUUCAGACAUUUUUUAAUAGCAGCAAAAUGAAAUAGCAAAUGACUACAUUAUUCCAGUGGGCUACCUAAAGUUUAAUUUGUAAUAUUAAUAAUCUAUAUAAAGAAAAAUACUUGGUUAAAGGGUUUUUCUGGGGGGGAGUUUUUCCUUAUCUGCUGUGGGGCAAAUUGUGAUUUGUGAUAUUGGGCUUUAUAAAUAACAUUGAAUUGAAUUGGGACAAUACAAUACUGCCACACAAAAAUAUUAAGAUACUAUGCUGUAUUGAUUUUUUUUUUUUUUUUUUAAUUCCCUCGCCCCUACAAAUACCUCCAUAUCAAUAUUGCGACAAUAUAGGGUCAACAGUUGGUGCUUGAAUGUAAUCUUUUGUUAAAUAAUCAUCAGUAAUGUGGAUAUAAUGACUAAAGCACGACUUGCAUGGGACUAGUGUCACGUGGGGACCUCUUGAUUUAGAAAUUACCCACCAAUAUAAGAUGAUAUAAGGCCUCAUAUUAAAAUAUUGAUAUCACGAUUUUGCCCAGCCCUACUGUAAAUAUUAAAAUAGAAUAUUAGAAACACCUCUGAGUACAGUCCAGAACAACACCAUCACUAACUGCUGAAACAUGUAUUUUAUCUAUAAACUUCUGACAGUGUCAACAAAUACAGAACAUUAUAGGCAUCAUAAAAGUCGACUUCAUGCCAGAACACAUAAAGCGGUCACUGAGUGUAUUUAUCUGUUUUAUAAGCCUUACAGUUUAUAACCUGUUUUUCUUUAUAUAUAUAUAUAUAUAUAUAUAUAUGGAGAGUCUCAAACAUCCUUCUGUAAACUCUAUUUCUGCUUCCAACCUUUUUCUGGUCACAAUAAACAAGACAGAACUCAGCACUGUGGACUCUGUUUCUGCAGCCGGAGUUUGGAUUAAAAAAAAAAAAAGUUGUAAGCAUCUCAUUCACAUGUGCAAGUGUUGGCAAACUCGCUCAGCUACAAUCCACUGAGUGACGAAUGCAGGGCUUAAAUAAUGUUUGCGCCUCCAGUCACCUUAAUGCUGUUUGAAAGAUCCUCCCCUCCAAUCCCCCCAGGGGCUCAUAAGAGCAUCACAACUUGUGCAUGUGUGAUCGGUGCUUGCUCAGUAGGUGGGACUCGCAGCUCCUCGCCGGUCUGCUGUCUUCAGCAGAAUCGACCGCUUAAUGUAGCAACAAUGAUAAAACCAUUUCCCAUUACAAUACAUCAGGCUGCAAUUGUGGGAGUGGAUAUUUCCUCUGGCUAAUCACUGCUUCCAUAUCCUUUACACACACUCACUGUUACAUCAGUUAUAUUUGCAGACUCUGCGAUGGAAAUGUGGGUAGUUAUUGUGUCAAGUGUGUGCAUAAUCCUAUUUUUCCUUGAGUUGUUCAAAGCAUCAGAGUGGCUUUUUUUAAGUGGGGAUGGUGACCUUUUCUUUUUUGGAAACGGAGAUGGAGAAGUGGAAUUGGAACUGGGAUAAGGUCAACUUUCCCAAAACCUCAGCCCCAUGUGUCACUCACACACACGCAUAUGUGCGCGUGAACGAGUUGGGCGUUCCUGUCUUGGUACAAACUGCUUUUCCAUUCAGUCCGUGUAUCAUUUCCUAUUGGUGGUGGCAGUGUGUGUGUGUGUGUGUGUGUGUGUGUGUGUGUGUGUGUGUGUGUGUGUGUGUGUGUGUGUGUGUGUGUGCGUGUGCGCGCGCGUGUUUACCCAGGGCUUGACAGUCAAACGACUUCUUUAAAAGGCAGCGGUUUAUGGAUUUUCAGCCCUAUAGAAACGUGUGUUUGCUCUACACUUAAUGGAAAGAUUACAGAGAUACAGAGAGGGCUGAAAAGAGUUAAGAUAGAGACUGUGUGUGUGUGUGUGUGUGUGUGUGUGUGUGUGUGUGUAUGGAUGAGCUAUAGUCACGCUAUCAUAAUAUUGUGUGGCGUCUGCACAGAGCAGACAGUGUUUGCCCCCUCCUCCUCUGUGGAACAAUCAGUACACUGUGUGAUGUGCAGGCCCACAGCAGUCAUAAUGGCAAUUAUGUCUCCUCCCCGCCAGAUUGGAAGCUCUUUUUUUUUUUUUAUGGUGAGAACCAAAGAGCCAGACGGAGGGAGAGUUGACCUGCUGCACAGCUGCAGGGUGGGGUGGAUCUUUGAGGAGUGGAGGGAGAAGAAAGGAAAUACACAGUGGAUAGAUCUGUGCACAUUUAAAUAUAUAUCUAUCUAUCAAUUUAAAACUGUCUGCGUAGGGGUGUAAUUUCCAGUGAGGAUAGUUGGGGUCAGGCCCCCUUUACUUUUCAAAAUCCUGUUUUUUUUUCUGCUCACUUUUAGUGUUUCAGGUUGGGGUUUUUUUUUUUUACUGAAGUCUCUGAACAGAAAAGAAGUGCUGAUAAAAGUGUUGAUAUGUU